This is a messenger RNA of Ciona intestinalis (vase tunicate), 1230 nucleotides long. The record is from RefSeq and is a predicted model, not a curated record. NCBI's taxonomy places the organism in Eukaryota, Metazoa, Chordata, Ascidiacea, Phlebobranchia, Cionidae.
CACAUUUCCAUUGUUUCAUGUGCAUGCUUUUACACAUGUUUCUCUUUUUUGAUUUAAACCAAUAUGGCAAAGGUUCAAAAUAUUUUAAAAGUUAGAAAGCGUUCAAAAAAAUCGGCGAAUAAAAAUGCUUCAUUUUUCUUCACUUUGUUUUUCGUGGUGGCUUGCUCAGCUCUACUUGUUCUAAAGUCCGAUCGAAAGUUGAAAGCACCAAGAGCAAUUUUUUAUCGAUUUAUUAACAGAAGGUUAUCAUCAGCAAGGAUUAAAAACCAUCUAAUAUUUAAAUCAUUCCAAGAUGUUGUUACAGACGAGACAACGCAAACUUUUAAUCCACUCAUCACUUCAACAAAAAUGCUAAAGACUGUCCCACGGCAUGUGUCAGUUAUAUCUCAUAUUGGUGUCCCAGUAGUUUACAGAACUUCCAUGGAAGCUGUUGGAGCUUGGAUGAAGGAUUCAAUGUCAAGAAAUCGAAAAAUUUUUGUGUUUGAAAAACAUUUUGGAAAUAAUCGCGUUCAUGUUUAUACUGAUGCAACUGAAAAGGAUCCAUCACAUGAUAUAAUACUUCCUUAUGAUUGGGGAGGAACAGGUCAUGUGGUAUUGAAUGGCAGCAUUUACUACAACAAAUUCAACACGUCAACAAUUGUUCGAUGUAGCAUUACAGACCAUGAAAUAAAAGCUGAACGAAACCUCAGUGGUGCAGGUUUUGCCAACCAAUCCCCAUAUACUUGGGGUGGAAGUAGUGAUAUUGAUUUUGCUGCAGAUGAAACUGGCUUAUGGGUUAUUUAUGCGACACAAGAAAAUGAAUGGAAUAUUGUGAUAAGUCAGUUGGAUGUAUUAUCAUUAAAAAUUUUAUCAACAUGGAAAACCAGAUGUAAGAAGAAAGAUAGCGGCAAUGCUUUUAUUGCACGAGGCGUGUUGUAUGUGUUGCAAAGACAUGAAAUAUCAAAGAAUUCAUUUAGUUUUGCAUUUGACACAACAACACAAACCACGUUUUAUCCAAAAAUUGAAAUUAAAACUAAAUUUAUGUUUGUAACGAUGCUAGAUUAUAAUCCAACAGACAACAAGUUGUAUGCAUGGGAUCGGGGAAACUUGGUUACUUAUGAUGUUUUAUUCAACUUGUAAUUAUUUUAUAACGCUGCAUCUUUACUGCUUUCUUAUUUCUACUGUUAUUGGUUUCAACUUGUUGUCAUGAAAUUAAAGUUGACUGAAACUUAUAUUAUUCUAAUAAAUAUA